Messenger RNA from Gossypium arboreum, 4289 nucleotides. Its product is annotated as protein CHROMATIN REMODELING 35. The transcript is spliced from 6 exons. The coding region runs from base 509 to 3220 and encodes 903 amino acids. Gene Ontology annotation, molecular function: ATP-dependent chromatin remodeler activity; ATP binding. Gene Ontology annotation, biological process: gene silencing by siRNA-directed DNA methylation. The record is from RefSeq and is a predicted model, not a curated record. Lineage: Eukaryota; Viridiplantae; Streptophyta; Magnoliopsida; Malvales; Malvaceae.
GAAACUUUCUUUUCGAGGGACAAUUUCUAUUCGUAGCCUCACCAUAUGCUGCUUUGUUAUUUGUCCACGUCACAAUGCCAAAAUAUUAUCUAAUGCAGUCACGCCAUCUGUAGGUUUAACAUCUAUAUCCUGUAUCAAGAUACAGGCAAGCAUUUCCCAGUUCGUCUUCAAACGUUAAUAAACAGCAGAAGCUAAAAAAAAUUCUUCAAAAGUAACGAGACUUGGUAACAAGCCUAAGCUGUGCUUCUCUCACGUACUCUUUUGCAUUCGAACACACUCAGAUGUACUGAGAACUCAGCUAGCGUGUGUUUUUGUUUAUUUCUUCAACUCGAACUGCAAAAAAAAAAGGAAAAAAGAAGUGUGUUAUUUAGUUUUAAUUUCUUCUCUAAUUUGUGCUGAUUUAGGGUUUGAAACUCUCGUUCCAUAGUUUCAAUUCCUGUUCAUAUUUUCAAGGUAUUUCCUUUCAAUUUUUCUUGUUCCCCCCUAAUUAGCUGCAGCAUUUGAUAGAAUGGAGCCUCCGCUGCCGGUUUUGCCUACAAAUUACGGAAUCUCAAACGAAUUCUGUUCUAAAGGUUGUAAGAGGACAAGAUUAUCCAGUGAUUCAAAAGAUUAUGACAGCACCAUCUCUGCUGCAAAUCCUCAAGAUGGCAAUGAAAAGAAAAAACCUAAGGUCUCCCCGAAUGCAAUUGAUUUCAGUGACCCACUUGCAUAUGCUAAAAUGCUUGAAACUUUUAAUACUGGUGGUAAAUAUGGAAGUGUUACAAAAGAUUUAGAAGCCCUUAUUUCUAGGAAUACACAAUUGGUAAGCAAGGUACUUGCUUUGCAUCCUCGUCUUUCAAAUAUGUCGGCAGAUGUGGAAAAGACCCCGAGGAAAGAGGCUUCAAAGGUCCCAAGUCGACAACUUUCCCAUUUGUCACGAAACAAUUUUAUCGACUUGGAGGAUGACUCUAUUGGAAAUGACAUCACAUCGUCGGUGUCACCAGUAGUGAUUCUGGAUUCAGAUGAUGAAGACAAUAGAAAUCCUAGAUCUCUACAUCCGGUCCAGGAAAUUGUAUUGAGGAAGCCAUCUGGGAAUUUAAUCUAUAAAGAGAUAAAGGUUGGAGAGCCUAAUUUGUUUCAGUUUGGGGAGUCUAUGGGCAACCGAGUUUACAAGGAAGAGAAGAUUAGUCUGACCAGUGAAUUUGAUAUCAAGAAGGAUAAAGGUAUUUAUGUUGGUGUUGAAGACGAUGUUGAUGCUCAAACGGAGAAUGAAGAUGAUGGUCUGGGAGAUAUUUGGCAGGAGAUGUCAAUGGCAUUAGAAUUCUCCAAGGAUGCUAUUGAGGAUCCUUCAAACGAGCACAUGCCAGAAGAUGACGAAGAUUGUGAUCAUUCUUUUGUCUUGAAGGAUGAUCUUGGUUAUGUAUGUAGAAUUUGCGGGGUCAUUCAGAGAGGAAUUGAGACUAUAAUUGACAUCCAAUAUAACAAGGCCAAAAAGAGCACAAAUGCUUAUGCAUUAGAGCCUCGAAAUGGCAAAAAUAGAGAGUCAAUUGAAACUGGAGUUAAGUUCUCUGAAGAUGAUUUAGCAGUAACCGACAUAACUGCGCAUCCAAGGCAUAUGAAGCAAAUGAAACCUCAUCAAGUUGAAGGCUUUAAUUUUCUUCUGAGCAAUUUGGUGGCAGAUAACCCUGGGGGCUGCAUCUUGGCACAUGCCCCUGGUUCUGGAAAAACAUUUAUGAUAAUCAGCUUCAUGCAGAGUUUCCUAGCCAAAUACCCACAUGCUAAACCACUAGUUGUGCUUCCAAAAGGCAUCUUGGCUACAUGGAAAAAGGAGUUUGAAACAUGGCAAGUAGAGGAUAUUCCACUGCUUGAUUUUUAUACUGUGAAAGCAGAUAAUAGAUCUCAGCAAUUGGAUGUUUUGAAGAAGUGGGUUGAGUGCAAAAGUAUCCUUUUUCUGGGAUACAAGCAGUUCUCUACCAUAAUUUGUGAUGGUGGAACCAGCCAGACUUCUAUAUCUUGCCGAGAGAUACUGCUCAGAGCACCUUCAAUUUUAAUUUUGGAUGAAGGCCACACACCGAGGAAUGAGAACACCGAUGUGCUACAAUCCCUUGCAAAAGUGCAAACAGCUCGAAAAGUGGUGCUUUCAGGAACUCUUUAUCAAAAUCAUGUUAAAGAGGUAUUUAACAUAUUGAACCUUGUUCGACCAAAGUUUCUUAGGUUGGAUACUUCAAAAUCAGUAAUUAAGCGGAUAAUGAGCAAGGUGCAUAUAGCUGGGGUGAAGAAGCAGUUAAAAGCUGGAGCAGAUGCGGCUUUUUAUGAUUUGGUGGAGCACACACUGCAGAAAGAUGAAAAUUUUGAGAGAAAAGUCUCAGUCAUCCAUGAUCUGCGUGAGAUGACCAGCAAAGUUCUUCAUUACUAUAAAGGUGAUUUCUUGGAUGAGCUUCCUGGACUUGUUGAUUUCACUGUUGUGCUGAGUCUUGGUCCUAGACAGAAGGAUGAAGUUCACAAGUUAAGAAGGUUUCAAAGGAAAUUCAAGAUUUCAUCUGUUGGUAGUGCUGUUUAUCUCCAUCCAAAACUUAAUUCUUUCUCUGAGAAUUCUGACACAACAGAUGAUAAGAUGGAUGAGCUGUUAAACACAUUAGAUGUUAGAGAGGGCGUCAAAGCAAAAUUUUUUCUUAAUAUGUUAAAUUUGUGUGAGUCAGCUGGUGAGAAACUCCUUGUUUUUAGUCAGUAUCUUGUCCCCUUGAAAUUUUUAGAGAGAUUAUCCGUGAAAGUGAAGGGUUGGCAACCAGGAAUUCAGGUUUUCUCGAUCACAGGUGAAUCAAGCUCUGAUCAUAGGGAGUGGUCUAUGGAUCGCUUCAAUAACUCUCCUGAUGCCAAAGUUUUCUUUGGAUCUAUAAAGGCAUGUGGAGAGGGAAUUUCUUUGGUGGGGGCAUCCCGAAUUAUCAUUUUGGAUGUCCAUCUUAAUCCAUCUGUGACCCGCCAAGCAAUAGGUCGUGCUUUUCGCCCUGGCCAAAAGAAGAAAGUGUACGCGUAUAGAUUGGUUGCAGGGGAUUCUCCUGAGGAGGAGGAUCAUAGUACUUGUUUCAAGAAGGAAUUAAUUGCAAAAAUGUGGUUUGAGUGGAACAAGUAUUGUGGUAACCGAGAUUUUGAUAUGGAGACUGUUAAUUUGAACGAGUGCAAUGAUCUCUUUUUGGAAAGUCAGUUGUUAAGGGAAGACAUUAGGGAUCUGUACAGAAGGUAGAUGCUGGGACCAUGGGCUGAGGCGGCCAUGGGCAGUUUCCUUGUGGUGCACAUGUAAUUUCUUCUUUUGUAGUCUCUGUCUUUGGAUGUGUUUCCCGGUUAACUUUUUAAAACAUCUAGGCAGUUGCUUGAGAGCAAUAUGAAUAGAUUCCUUGCUAUAGAAAUGACCUUUUUUGACAGUCGUUGGAAACUUUUCCCUCGUGUCCAAGGAUCUUUAGUGCAGGCAGGAAUCAAGUAGAUGCUUACUAUUUGUACAUGAAAUUAUGUGUGCUAGUUUUGAAAUGGGAGAAGGCGCUUGGUUUAGUAAUCGAGGUUCCCAUAUCUGCUUGGCCAUUUCAAGGUGAAUUUAAUGUUGUCCUUCUCAAUUCGAUUGAUCAAUUGUGGAUUGAAUCUUAAUUAUAUGAUAAUGUAAAAACCCUCAUCAGUGGUCGCUUCAGCCAUUAGUUAAAGCGCAGAGCUGUCACUGUACUUAACAGGGGCAUCCAUUAUCCAUGUGUUGUUUUCUCAACAUGCAGAAAUUUCAUGCAUUUUGUUCAGGCAGCUCAGCUAAUUUGAAAGACCCCAAAAUAAUAAAAAGAAUACACAGUAGAACCCAAAUCAUUGUCUAUCUGAAUAAAACAAGUCAAUUCUUACCUUUUAUUUCAAAUCAGGUGUCUUUUUCUUUUCUCUUCAAUAUUGAAGUUGCAACUGAUUGUACAUAUUCUUUUUCCUUCACAUAUUAAACCAAAAUUAUGUAUCUUUACAAAUGAUUUAUAUUACAACUGUGUCUUAUACUUCAUCAUCUUUGACAAGCAAGAUGAAUUUCAGGUAAGUUCAGAACCUGGUUCUAGCUCUCUAGUUUCGGGAGAACGAUAUGAAGAUUAACCAAUGUAAUUAAGAAGUCAAGCACAUUUCAUGUGACAAAAUCAUGUAACAAAUGAGAGGAACUAAACCCAUGUUGCCGAUUUCCAGGAUUUAUGCAUUCAAAAUCUGAUGUUUCGGAGGCUCCUACGCUUGAUGCAGUAGGAUUGCAUAUGUCAGCCCCUCUCAUUGCAACAAAAUCUUGAUGGCCUCCGCCUGAUAUAGGUAUA